AUGGCACCUGCACAGACAAAGGGAGCCGCAAAGCUCCGCGAGCUCAUUGCCAACCCAGAAAAGAUUGUUGUCGCUCCCGGUGUUCACGAUGGUCUCACAGCACGGAUGGCGUUGAACGUGGGAUUUGAUGCCCUUUACAUGACUGGUGCCGGAACAGCAGCAUCGCGUCUGGGACAACCGGACCUGGGUCUCACGACCGUCGACGACAUGGCCACCAAUGCCGGCAUGAUUGCUGGACUGGACCGGGACGUGCCCGUGAUCGCCGAUGCCGACACGGGUUUCGGUGGCCCGCUCAUGGUGGCCCGCACGACGGAAAAGUACAUCCUGCAGGGCGUCGCCGGUUUCCACAUUGAGGACCAAAUCACCACCAAGCGCUGCGGUCACCUGAUGGGCAAGGAGCUCGUCGACGUCGACACGUACGGGGCGCGCAUCCGGGCCGCCGCCCACGCCCGCGAGCGCAUGGGCCAGGAUAUCGUCAUCAUUGCCCGCACCGACGCGCUGCAGUCGCUAGGCUUUGACGAGGCCAUUUUCCGCCUCAAGGCCGCCGUCAAGGCGGGCGCCGACGUGGCCUUCCUCGAGGGCAUGACGGACAAGGACCAGAUGGCGCGCGUCGUCAAGGAAAUGGCACCCACACCGUGCUUCCUCAACAUGGUCGGCGGCGGUCUCACGCCCCUCAUCAACGCCAAAGAGGCCCAGGACCUCGGCUUCAAGAUUGUCAUUUGGCCCCUCCUCGGCCUCACCUCGGUCUACAUUGCCACCCGCGAGUUCUGCAAGGAACUCAAGGAGACGGGCGAGAUCAAGAACCGAUACGGCUCCGACGGCAAAAUUGAUGGUGGCGUGCGUGACGUCUUUGAGCUGUGCGGUCUGUCAAAGUGCAGCGCAUUUGACCAGGAAAUGGGUGGAACCAGUUUCUCCAAGGGUGUAUAA
Molecule: messenger RNA, 927 nt
Organism: Pestalotiopsis fici W106-1
Lineage: Eukaryota; Fungi; Ascomycota; Sordariomycetes; Amphisphaeriales; Sporocadaceae
Exons: 2
Coding region: 1-927 (308 amino acids)
Molecular function (GO): catalytic activity
Source: RefSeq, a predicted model, not a curated record